Molecule: messenger RNA, 2697 nt
Organism: Aspergillus steynii IBT 23096
Lineage: Eukaryota; Fungi; Ascomycota; Eurotiomycetes; Eurotiales; Aspergillaceae
Gene: faa4
Product: long-chain fatty acid-CoA ligase FAA1
Exons: 4
Coding region: 226-2331 (701 amino acids)
Biological process (GO): long-chain fatty acid metabolic process; long-chain fatty-acyl-CoA metabolic process
Cellular component (GO): plasma membrane; endoplasmic reticulum; lipid droplet
Molecular function (GO): long-chain fatty acid-CoA ligase activity
Source: RefSeq, a predicted model, not a curated record
CUGGUAAGUUAAUUCCACCUCGCUCUUGGCAUUUUGAGUUCUGCCACUCCGCAAUGAACCUGUGGUUCCUGCUCGUGCUGCGUCGAUUUGUCGUACUUCGCCUUUGGCAUCCGAGGCUGAUUUGCCUCUCGAGAGGGGAAUUGUUUACUGACGGGCAAUGGCUCCAGGUGACCCUCAUCCGUCCCCUUUCAACCUCCAAACACAUCCACCCCGUCCCGUUCCAACAUGUCGAAAAGAGACGCUCAUCUCCAACCGCGCAUGUCCAAGAAGGGCCCCUUCUCCGUGGAGGCCCCGGGCUAUGAGCGCGUUGAGGGCGAGACCAUUCCCCGUCGCCUCCCGGUGGCCAAGGACGGUCUGGUCCUGAAGCCCUCGGAGGAUGUCGCAACCGUCUACGAUAAUUUCCGGCGCUCUGCGCGGGUCUUCGGCAACGCGAAGGCCGUCGGCAGCCGUCGCCUCAUCAAGACCCACGUCGAGAACAAGAAGGUCAAGAAGGUCAUCGACGGCAAGGAGCAGGAGGUCGACAAGCAGUGGUCCUACUUUGAAAAGAGCGGCUACUCGUACAAGAGCUUCGUCGAGUAUGAGCAGACGGCGCUCCAGCUGGGCGCCGGUCUGCGGAAGCUUGGACUCGAGAAGGAACACAAGGUUCAUCUCUACGGUGCUACAAGCGCCAAUUGGCUUCUCAUGUCGCACGGUGCCUCGUCUCAGUCGAUCACCAUCGUUACCGCAUAUGAUACCCUGGGUGAGGACGGAUUGAGACACUCUUUGGUCCAAACCGAAAGUGCCGCCAUCUUCUGCGACCCCGUACUGAUUCCCGCGGUGGGGAGCGUCCUCAAGGAUGCGAAAUCCAUCAAAUAUGUGAUCUACAACUCUUUCGAAGAGCCCAAGAAGGAGGAUCUGGACCGCCUGAAACAGGAAUACGACCAUCUGGAGAUUCUGAGCUUCGACGAGCUACAAAAGCUGGGCGAAGAGAACCCCGUGGACCCCGUUCCCCCUACCCCGGAAGACCUCUGCUGCAUCAUGUACACCUCCGGAUCGACGGGUCCGCCCAAGGGUGUUCCUCUGACGCACAAAAACGUUAUCGCCGCUACUGCCGGUAUCAACGAGAUCGUCGGACAGUACAUCGGCCCCUCGGAUAGUCUCCUCACCUACCUCCCGCAAGCGCACAUCCUGGAAUUCGUGUUCGAGAACCUCUGCCUGUUCUGGGGUGGUACCAUGGGUUAUGGCAACCCUCGCACGUUGUCGGACGGCUCCAUGCGCAACUCCAAGGGUGAUAUUCGCGAGUUCAAGCCCACCAUCCUCGUCGGUGUUCCAGCCGUCUGGGAGACGGUGAAGAAGGGUGUGCUCAACAACCUGAACAAGAACAACUUCCUCGUGAAAGGCAUGUUCUGGGGCGCCAUGUCGGCCAAGAACUUCCUGAUGGCAACCGGUUUCCCCGGAUACAGCGUGGGUGCGUCGCUUCUCGACACCGUUGUCUUCCGCAAGCUGAAGGACGCCACCGGUGGGCGGUUGCGCAUCAUGAUGAACGGCGGUGGCCCCAUCUCGAAGGACACCCAGAAGUUCCUGUCCAUGGCCAUCGCGCCCAUGAUCAGCGGCUACGGCCUGACCGAGACCUCCGCCAUGGGUGCCCUGAACGACCCGAUGGCCUGGAACCCCGACGCGCUCGGCGAGAUGCCCGCGUCGAUCGAGGUGAAGCUGGUCGACUUCCCGGACGCCGGCUACCUGACGAAGAACAGCCCCCCACAGGGCGAGAUCUUCAUCCGCGGCGGCAGCGUGACCACCGCGUACUGGAAGAACGAGGAGGAGACCAAGGAAGCCUUUUCGCACGACGGCUGGUUCAUGACCGGCGACAUCGGCGAGUUCGACCAGUACGGCCACCUCCGGAUCAUCGACCGCAAGAAGAACCUGGUCAAGACGCUGAACGGCGAGUACAUCGCGCUCGAGAAGCUCGAGUCCGUCUACCGCUCCUCCCCCGUCGUCGGCAACAUCUGCGUCUACGCCGCCCAGGACCAGGACAAGCCCAUCGCCAUCAUCGUCCCCGUCGAGGCCGCCCUGCUGAAGAUCGCCCGCGAGAACGGCAUCGAGGGCGACUCCGUCGAGACCCUGGUGCACAACGAGAAGCUGAAGGGCAUCGUGCUGAAGCAGCUGCAGACCGCCGGUCGCGCCGCCGGCCUCCGUGGCAUUGAAAUCAUCAACGGCGUGGUUCUCUCCGACGAGGAAUGGACCUCUCAAAACGGCUACAUGACCGCCGCCCAGAAACUCCAGCGCAAGAAGAUCGUCAACCACUUCCAAAGCGAGGUUGACCGUGCGUACGGCAAGAAGAAGGACGUUUAAGUGCAGAAUACCAAUAUCAAACCCAAGCUAUUUAAUCUGUGGUUGUACGAGGAAUCUUUUGCUUGAUGUUUGACUUUCCAUUACUAGUUAUAUAGCUCUUCCGGCUUUUGUUUUGUGUCUUUCCUAUUUCCUAUGUACUGAGCUUUUUUUUUCCUAUUUGAUCCUUGCAUCUGAUUUGAUAUCAUUGACUGUUGCUGUGAAAUCGGAUGGCUUCUUUUCUUUUCCUUUCUUAUUUCCUACGCAAUUGAAGUUGCUCCUUGAUUUUGUUGGCGCAAGCAAGUAUAGUAUAGACUUUCUUCUCUUCUCAUAUAGGAUGUCGACCUGAUCUGAUAUGAUCUGCUUGUCAAUAUCAAUCAUGUUCUUGAC